This is a messenger RNA of Cuscuta epithymum, 3903 nucleotides long. Lineage: Eukaryota; Viridiplantae; Streptophyta; Magnoliopsida; Solanales; Convolvulaceae. The record is from the annotation of a GenBank genome assembly.
CUCUCCAUUACUUAUUGGCCUUUUGAGACAAAACUUGUCUCUACACCCUCUCUCCUCUCUAUACUUCGUCCAAGCCAACCCAAGGAGGAAGAAACCACUGCAAAACUUCAUUCUCCAUAGCCAUAACCGAGAUCAAGGUUGGAGGAGGUCCAAGGAAGAAGAAAGAGUGAGAAAAGAAGAGAAAAACCUUGUUUAAUUGAGGAAUUUUACCAAGGUAUUCUAGACUUCUCAAGGAACCUAGGAGUGGCCGGAAAGUCGCCGGAGCCGCCGGAGUUUUGCCGGAAAAUUCCAAAAGUCACCGGAGUUCAAACAAAGAAGAUAAAAGCUUGCUAGCGUCAUUUCAAGGUUGAAGCUAGAGCUUACUUCCUGCACCCGUUGCUCGGGAGAUCGAUGGAGAGAAGACGUGGAAUGGGUGGUAGUGAUAGGGCGGUUCGAGGAAAUCCGAGAGGGCGCGCACCGGGGAUAGCCGGGCAAGCCAAUCGGGGGAUAUCAAUGUCGUGUAAGAGGCGAAGUAUGGGCAAUCAAGGCCCACGAACACGAGCCGCGAUGGCUGAUCACAAUGUGACUGAAUUCGAGUCAUGGGACUCGGAGGAUGACUCAACUUAUCACCCUGAAAGCGAGUCAGAUGAAACUUCUUUUGAAGAAAACAGUGGGGAGGAUAUACAUAGUAUUCCUCCUGACCAGGUUAGUGAAAUGUACCGAUGGUACCAACGUGAAAGGGGAAGACAACGACAGGGAUCUCAGGAGGGACAUGUCAGAGGCGAGACUUCUCUCAGGAGGGGUCGGGGUGCUCACAGAGCACAAGUUAGGACAGUCAGGGAUUCUGAUGGUGAAGGACCACUCUUUAAAAUCUCAAAGUAUCUCAAAGAGGCUAGAGCCUUGGGGUGCAAACCAUUUGAUGGGACGGAGGACAUAUCGGAAGCAGCCGAGUGGAUAAAAAGGUUGAAUGAUGCAGCUGAUGACAUGCAGGUGGUCCCUGAACGAAAGUUAAGGGUAGCCACUAGAUUAUUGGAGGGUUUAGCUUCUACUUGGUGGGAAGGCACCAAGGGUAAGUUUGACGGGGUUGUCACGUGGGACAACUUCGAGCAAGCAUUCUAUGAGCAGUUUUACACCUCUUUCGAAGUAAAUCGAAAGAGGAGGGAAUAUAUCGAUCUCAAACAGGGAAAUGAGUUUACGGUGAAGCAACUGGAACAAAGAUUCCGACAUCUGGCAAGGUUCUUGCCUGAAUAUGCCGCAAAUGAGAAUCGAAUGGCAAACCAUUUUUGGAAUGCACUCAAUUUGGAAAUACGCGAAAGGGCGACCUACCAAUUCAACAUGACUUUCAGUCAGGUAGUAGCUCAGGGUCUCCAGGGGGAGGAGCUUUGGAAGGAAAGGCAAGCAAGGGAUGCAAAGGAAGCAGAAGAAAGAGCCCAGGUGAUCAUUCACCCUCCACGACGAGAGGGGAAGUAUGAACUUCAGAGCAAGGGGAACUCUAACAAGUUAGUUCCGUUUUUCAGUAAGAGCCAGGACUUGGUAAGUCAAAGCUCAAGCACUCGGGGCAUGGGGGCACCCAAAUGUGAGAAUUGUAGGCGAAGGCACUAUGGAAGAUGUCGAGAGCCAUCUAGAUGUUACUUUUGUGGAGAAACAGGCCACAUCAAGGUCCUUUGUCCUCAACGUGCGCGUGAAGGAACAUCAGGAGCUAGAGGAGGGGUCACGGGGGUUGAAAACCCAACUAGGGUUGCCUCAAACAUGGUACCUUCUACAAGUCAAUGGCGAACUCGCUCGUGAAGGCCGGGAAUGGCGGAAGCCAUUUGUUAGGCCCGACUUUGGCACAAGGUAUUAUUAAAUUAAACCUUAAUUUCCAUAAAUAUUUUUAUUUUCAAAAUUGUUAGCUUCAGAUAAUGAAGGGAGAAAUGUUUCUCAAGGUUCAAGCGUUAAUUUCGGGGACGAAAUUCCUGUAAGGGGGGGUGAACUUGUAACACCGGACCCGAAUUUUACCCAGAUAAAUUUUUUUUUUCCGUAAAGUACAUGGUUAAAGAAGGUAAAUCGAGACUAAGAGUAGUCUCGAUAAAUGAGAAAGUAAAAUUUUGUCCUAAAUUAAUAAAGGGUUAUUAAUUUAGACGUGGGACCACACGUGAUAUUUCAAGUUUAUAAAAUAUUACUAUUUUCCAAAACGAUACUAUUAUGAUAGUAGUAGGAAUGGGUCGUGGACCCCAUCGUUAUAAAGAGCGACAACUGGACGGCCGAGCGGGCCAGGGCCACUAUUCGAUAGUGGGGUGUCCUUAAUUAUCGGUCUGUCAAUAAUUCGUAGGAUUACGAAUUUAUAACAGAAGAAAUAUGAACAUUCUAAGAAACCAAAAUAAUGGGAUGAAUAAUAUUGAUUAACUUGGUAUAUUAAAGGAGGGUACUUUUGGAGGACCCUACCUUAAAGAUAUUUUAUUUUGGGAACAAACAGAUAAGAUUCUAUCUGUUUUUACAUUUGGGAUCACUUAAAAAGAGGUGUAACAUUUUAUUAAAGUGUCACCAAAUAUGAAACCACAUAUCAAGUAAUGAGAAAUGACGAGUGAAUUUUCGAGGCAACGCGUUCUCAUUUUUACCGUUACUUGAACAGUAAAAUACACGUUGGGCCCACACGUGGGCGGCGACCAUCCGAUAAUGACGGACCACAUAUUAUAUUCAUCUUGGUUUAGAUAAUAUUUAUAUGAUGGUGUAAAUUAAUGUUGAGCCAUAAAGUUGGUCUUUCGAUCAAACGAGGUCCCAUUACCGGUAUAAGUAAUUAAACAGAUAACAGCCCGAAAUUAAUUUCGGCGACCACGAAAUUAAAGUGGGAUAAUAUAUAUUCAUUCUAGGGGCCAAUAUUAAUUGGAAGAAUGAUAUAUAGUUUAUUUGACCCGAUAAAAUGAAAUUUAAUUAAAACAGUCCAGAAAAUACAACUUUCGGGAUCAAGUGUACACUCCAGGACAUAUUGGGAUGACCUCCCACAUGGGUGGGGGCCACCCCACGAUUUUUGGUCUAAUAAUAAGUGUUGUGAGCCUGAUCAUGUGGUGUAUGAUGGAUGAAGAGAUGGGUUAGACAAUUUUGAAAGGUAUGGGGACCCUCUCCAUUACUUAUUGGCCUUUUGAGACAAAACUUGUCUCUACACCCUCUCUCCUCUCUAUACUUCGUCCAAGCCAACCCAAGGAGGAAGAAACCACUGCAAAACUUCAUUCUCCAUAGCCAUAACCGAGAUCAAGGUUGGAGGAGGUCCAAGGAAGAAGAAAGAGUGAGAAAAGAAGAGAAAAACCUUGUUUAAUUGAGGAAUUUUACCAAGGUAUUCUAGACUUCUCAAGGAACCUAGGAGUGGCCGGAAAGUCGCCGGAGCCGCCGGAGUUUUGCCGGAAAAUUCCAAAAGUCACCGGAGUUCAAACAAAGAAGAUAAAAGCUUGCUAGCGUCAUUUCAAGGUUGAAGCUAGAGCUUACUUCCUGCACCCGUUGCUCGGGAGAUCGAUGGAGAGAAGACGUGGUUCGUGCUUCCUCUCGUUCCAUUUUUAAAUAAUUAAAUAAUGCUCAUGGAACUAUUUUGACUUAUAAAUUAAUGGAGCCUGCGAGCUCUUGUUUUACCCUUGUGUGGGUUCUUAUUAAAACACUUAUAUUCCGCUAUGUGUUUGAUUGUAUGUUGAUGUUGUUAUGUAUGUUUACUAAUCGGUUUUGGCAUAUGUAUCUAUCGGACGUCUUGUGCAAUUCGGUAAGGAUGAACUGCGGUUAUUCUUAUUGGGUUGUACGACGGUUGUCCACGUGGCACAGACGCGGUCUGGGGCGUGACAAUUUAUUUAUUUAUUUCUUCUAUAUUUUUCAUCCCAAAAAUGAAACAAUUAGAUAAACCUUGUUGAAGAAUGAGAAUAGGUCACCGAGAGUGUUGACAGUUCCUGAAUCUAUAUGCCAUCG